AGCCCUCAGACAUACGACAAAUUGGACAAGAUACUUCGCUUUAUCGACUGCGGUGACUGAUCUGUCGUCGUGCAACAUGUCUCACAUCCCUCGGCGCAACCGCAAGGACGAUGACCCCAAGAUGAUAGGCCUCUGGAAGGUCGGAAGGACGAUCGGCAAAGGAAGCUCUGGGCGGGUCAGGAUCGCCAGGCAUACGAAGACCGGUCAAUACGCUGCUGUCAAGAUUGUAUCCAAGAACGCACUGCUGACCUCCAGGAUGUCUCUUCGUAGUCUUGGCGACGAAGCUGACCGCAUCCUGCACAGUAUCGAGCGGGAGAUUGUCAUCAUGAAGCUCAUCGAACAUCCUAACAUCAUGCGACUCUAUGACGUCUGGGAGACCUCCACGGAACUCUAUCUGAUCCUCGAAUAUGUCGAAGGAGGCGAACUCUUUGACUAUCUCUGCAACAAGGGCAAGCUUUCUUCCUCUGAGGCUCUUGGAUAUUUCCAGCAAAUCAUUACUGCGGUACAUUACUGCCAUCGGUUCAACAUCGCCCAUCGCGACCUGAAGCCAGAGAACCUCCUGCUAGACAAGGACAAGAACAUCAAAGUCGCCGACUUCGGAAUGGCUGCCUGGCAGGGAAAGAGCGACUUACUGCGAACUGCCUGUGGGAGCCCGCACUAUGCUGCACCGGAAGUCAUCAUGGGUCAUGCUUACAAUGGAGCUUAUUCGGAUAUCUGGUCCUGUGGUAUCAUUCUGUUCGCCUUGCUCGCAGGUCGGCUACCUUUCGACGAUGAGGAUCUUACAUCGCUCCUGGAGAAAGUCAAGCUUGGAAAAUAUACCAUGCCUGCGGAUAUUGACACGCGUGCGAAGGAUCUCAUCUCGAGGAUGCUCCAGAAAGACGUCUCCAAGCGUAUCACGAUCCCUGAGAUCCUUGAGCACCCUUUCUACAAGUCUCAGAAGCCAAAGAAGAUGGACUGCGACAUUCCCAACUUGGACGACAUAGCUCGGCCGUUGGCAAACAAGGAUGCUGUUGAUCAGGACAUUUUUGCCAAUCUGCGCACGCUUUGGCACGGUACUCCUGACGACGAGAUUAACGCCAGUUUGACAAACGACAAACCUACUUGGGAGAAGGGUGUCUACCACUUGCUUGUUAUCUACCGUGCGAAGCACUUGGAGAAUUACGAUGAGGACGAAGAGAAGCUUGCAGCAAGGCGGGCAUCGAAACGACGUGACAAGAAAGGCAAAGAGCAAGAUGAAGACCAGAACGGACUGCUUGCAUCACUCCCUCCCCGUGCAGGUCCACCCACGCCUCGCCGCGCAGCUGGAAGCUCUCGACUGGCGGCUUCCUCGUCAUCUAUACCAGGUCUUAGCCAGAUGCGUCAGCUAUCUUUCUUGGGCUCUAGUCUUGCUCUCUCAGCUCAUGCAACACCGGCCUCUGCGGCACGAACUCUCCACCGGCAGCUUUCGUUCUCUACGGUGUCCCCUCGUGAUGCAGCGCGAACUCUGUCUCCGAGCAUCCCACAGGCAAUGAGCCCUCUUCCCCUCCAGGUCCCGGAGAUGCAGGAUGAGAACAUCCAGCGAUUCUUCCAUCAGAUUGUCGAGCAUCUCAACGUCAUGCAGUCCGCGGGUACCGGCCACCAAUCACCUGGACAUGAUUCGAUGCGUUCACCCGGUGCGAUCACUGCACCGCCGCCGACACCUCUAUCCUUGGAUCCUCGCAGUCCUUCCAGUGGAAAGCAAGUGAACAUUCGAACUAGGGACCCACUAAAGUCCACUGACACUUUCGGCAUGGGCAACUCUACAUACCUCCACAACACGACCCAGCCAUUAAGUAUCCGUACACGAUCGCCAGAACGAAGCAGUGUCAGUUCCGAUAAGGAGAAUGCCAGGCGCGCGCCUCACUUGUCCAUACAGACAAGCUUUGGCAGUGAGUUGCUAGAGACCCCUGCUCGCAAGCGGUCGACCCGGAGCGCAGGCACUGGCAAGCGGGUACAGAUACUGGAGCCACCCACAGUGGAACGCGCACGGCUGAAGAAGAAGCGAAGCUCGGCAAUAUCGCCUACGUCUCCCGCUUCAGCCCUUUCAGAAGGCUCAUUUGCCCCUCCUUCACCGCCUAAACGUCGCUGGUUCGGUCACCUGUUCAAGUUCAAGCCCACUGUCUACCACCUACUCUCCGUGGAGUAUCCCGAGGACACAGUGAAGGCCUGCAGGCAGAUGCUCGAAGAGAUGGGCGUGUCGGUCGCGCUUGCGCAUGCAGCAGCAGAAGACCCGACGGCACCUGGGUCGGACACUCUCACGCUCAAAUGCUGGAUGGACGAGUCUCGCGAGCUGCGAAGCGGGCUGACGCCGAUGAAGGGUGUCCGUUUCCGCGUGGAGGUGCAGAGGCCGAGCGCGAUACAGGGGAUGGCGGGAUAUGUGGUGCUGCUGAGCCUUGUGCUGGAGAAGGGCGCGGCGACAAGUCUGAAGCUGAUCUAUAACCGACUGCGUAGAGAGUGGGACCUUGAUUCUCCGCCAACGUCAUCGCCUAUGGCAAGUAGGAAUCCAAUGUUGGGCGAUGAUGAGAGGUUCGUGGAGAUUGUGUACGCGCAGUGAGGACGUUCCUCGGUGGACACUUGCAGAUGAUCUACAACAUCACGAAGAGGACAUAUUAUGGUCCUUUACAACAGAAAGCAGGUCCAGGAGCUUACGAUACAACGUAUCUGUUCUGUACACUACCUAGUCCAUAUACGUCAUUUGCG
Molecule: messenger RNA, 2718 nt
Organism: Laetiporus sulphureus 93-53
Lineage: Eukaryota; Fungi; Basidiomycota; Agaricomycetes; Polyporales; Laetiporaceae
Product: Pkinase-domain-containing protein
Exons: 2
Coding region: 77-2572 (831 amino acids)
Biological process (GO): intracellular signal transduction; protein phosphorylation
Cellular component (GO): cytoplasm
Molecular function (GO): ATP binding; protein serine/threonine kinase activity
Source: RefSeq, a predicted model, not a curated record